AAUUAACAGAGGAAGGAUAGGCAAUACGACAAAUUAAACAGAACUGACUACUCCGCACAAAGCUUCCCCACCUUCUCUCUCCAAUUCAUAUGGACUAGAUUCUCUCUUUUAGCGUAGUGAAAUCAAAUCCACAAGCUUGUUUCUCUCAUUGCCCUGAAAUACAGCGGGGUCACACGCACCAACACUGAAUCACGUCGUAUCAAUAUCACUCAACAAUACUCAAUCUCUCAAUCUCUCACUCUUUCUCUUUCUCUUUCUCUGUGACCAUAGCACAACACGGUUCGACGAGAGAACCCUCCUCAGUUCUUCCUUGAAAAAUGAGCCAGUGUGUUCCCAGCUGGGAUGUCGACGACAACCCACCACCCCCAAGAGUUUCUCUUCGUUCCAACUCCAAUUCAACUGCCCCUGAUGUCCCCAUGUUAGACUACGAUGUUGCUGAACUUACAUGGGAAAAUGGACAGCUAUCUAUGCAUGGCUUAGGGUUACCGCGAGUGCCGUUGAAACCAUCCACGACGACCAAUAAUAAGUACACCUGGGAAAAGCCUCGUGCAAGUGGCACCUUAGAAUCCAUAGUGAACCAAGCCACUAGCUUACCCGAGAGGGGUAAAGAUGGUAGCGCCGCCGGUGCUAACACCGAAGGGGGUUACGGGAAUUUGUUAGUCCCAUGGUUCGACCCUCGCCGCGCAACAGCAGCCGCCGCCGCCGCGUCCAACAAUACCAUGACUAUGGACGCAUUGGUGCCCUGCUCGAACCGUUCGGAGGAGCAGAGCAACCAUGCCAUGGACUCCAACCCCAGAGGGGUUGGAACGUGCAUGGUGGAUUGCUCCACACGUGUGGGGUCGUGCUGUGGUAACCAUGGGGAAGGCGCGGUCCUUGCUGCCGCGAAGCGCGCCAAGGUUGCACACGUGCCGGUGGGUGGGCACGAGAUGAGUGGGAGGGAUCAGAGUGUGAGUGGCAGUGCCACCUUUGGGAGGGAUAGUAAGCACGUGACGCUUGACACGUGUGACAGGGAAUUUGACAUGGGUUUCACUUCCACUUCCAUUGGGUCGCUCGAAAACACCAGUUCCGCUAAGCAGUGCACCAAGACCACCACUGUUGACGAACACGAUUCUGUUUCCCAUAGCAAGCCCGUGAGGGAAGAUGGGGAUGAAGAAAAGAAAAAGAAAGGAAAUGAAAAAUCUUCGGUUUCCACUAAAAGGAGUAGAGCCGCAGCUAUACACAACCAAUCUGAAAGGAAAAGGAGGGAUAAGAUAAACCAAAGAAUGAAGACAUUGCAAAAGUUGGUCCCAAAUUCCAGCAAGACAGAUAAAGCUUCAAUGUUGGAUGAGGUGAUAGAAUAUCUGAAACAGUUGCAAGCACAAGUGCAGAUGAUGAAUAGAAUCAACAUGUCAUCCAUGAUACUGCCAUUGACCAUGCAACAACAGCUUCAAAUGUCAAUGAUGUCUCCAAUGGGGAUAGGGAUGGGGAUGGGGAUGGGGAUGGGAAUGGGGAUGGAUAUGAACUCCCUGAAUCGUGCAAACAUCCCUGGCAUCCCUCCCGUCCUCCACCCUUCUGCCUUCAUGCCUAUGCCUGCAUGGGAUGCCGCCGCCGGCGACCGACUUCAAGGGACUCCGGCCACUGUGAUGCCUGACCCUUUGUCCACUUUUUUUGGAUGCCAAUCACAGCCAAUGACGAUGGAUGCCUACAGUAGGAUUGCUGCAAUGUAUCAGCAGCUGCACCAACCUCACGGUUCUGGUUCUAAGAAUUGAGACGCUCAUUGCUCAGUGGUAUUUUUCCUUUGUGAUAGUGUGAGCUACAAACAAAAGGUGUCCAUAUUUAUUCUUCGUGAGAAAUAUGUAUAUUAGCUCAACUCAUGAGAACAAAAUAGCAGAAUACAUAUAUAGUGCUUUCUUAUUUCAGGUUAAUUAGCAACUUUUUAAGAUUAAUUAGGUGGCUUUCUUGGUAUUUACCUUCAUAUACAUGUAAGUUUAUGGAAUAUGCUACUUGUAUAUCAUGUUUCUUAUUUAAUUGAAUAACGACUUUGACCUGGUUAUUAUUAUUUUUUAAUAAAUUGCAUUUCC
Messenger RNA from Abrus precatorius (Indian licorice), 2060 nucleotides. RefSeq names its product transcription factor UNE10-like. Gene Ontology annotation, molecular function: protein dimerization activity. The transcript has 6 exons. The record is from RefSeq and is a predicted model, not a curated record. Bases 318 to 1748 code for a protein of 476 amino acids. Lineage: Eukaryota; Viridiplantae; Streptophyta; Magnoliopsida; Fabales; Fabaceae. Gene Ontology annotation, cellular component: nucleus.